AUGCCUCCUCCGAGAGCCUCACUCAAGAGCUUCCUCGCCUCGGCCAGGGCCGCCCCCACGGCGCCCGCGAGUCAGCGUACCGCACCCCUGACCGUGGUUGUCGGCAACGAGUCCGCAGACCUUGAUUCGCUCUGCUGCGCCAUCGUCUACGCCUAUAUCCGCUCACACUCACCACCGCACAGCCUCCAUGUCCCGCUGUCCAACCUGCCCCGCGCGGACCUCGGCCUGCGCACCGAGAUGACUGCCGUCCUGCGCCGCGCCGGCCUGGCCCCCUCGGAUCUCCUGACCCUGUCCGAGUUUCCCCUCCCGUCGCCCGGCGGCACACCGUCUGCCACCAGCUCCGGGGCCGGUGGCGGUGUUGCUGCUCCUGGUUCUGCUGGCCCUGAUAGUGGGCUCGCGCCCGAGGACACGCGGUGGGUGCUCGUCGACCACAACGCCAUCACGGGCCCGCUCAAGGCCGCGGGCUACGCCGCCCGUGUCGUGGGCUGCGUGGAUCACCACGUAGAGGAGCACCAGGUCCCACAGGAUGCCGCGCCGCGUGUCGUCGAGCCAUGCGGCAGCUGCAUGAGCCUCGUGGUCGACGAGUGCCGCGCCGCGUGGGAUGAGCUCAGCCAGCGGGAUAGCCGUGGGGACGACGACCUCGUCAGGCUGGGCCUCGCCGCUAUCCUCCUCGACACGGUAAACCUCACGGCCGAGGCAAAGGUCAAGGACAAGGACGUCCGUGCGGUCAAGUACCUCGAGUCCAAGGCGCAGGACGAGUCCUUCAGCAGGGACAAGUACUUUGAAGACAUUUCCGCCGUCAAGGAGGACAUUUCCGGCCUGUCGUUCCGCGACAUUUUCCGCAAGGACUACAAGGAGUGGGAGGACGGCGGCUUGACGCUCGGCGUGAGCUGCGUCGUGCAGGACUUUAGCUACCUCCUCGACAGGGCAGACGGCAGCGCCGACACCCUCCUAGAGCACCUGUCGUCCUGGGCCAAGGAGCGCAACCUCGACGUCGCCGCCGUCAUGACCACGUCCCACCCAGACGGCGAGUUCCAGCGGCACCUGCUCGUCUGGGGUGUCAACCCGCGAGGCUCCGCCGCCGCGAGCAGGUUCGCAGACAUCGCCGGGGACAAGCUCGGGCUCAACCAGUGGCAGGGCGGUGAGCUGGACGCUGCUGUCGUCGACGCCGCCGCCGAUGGCGCCGCGGGAGAGGCUAGUGCUGGUGGUCGCGGGCAGAAUACGAGGUUCGCGUGGAGACAGCACGACCUCGCGGCGAGUAGGAAGCAGGUCGCGCCGCUGCUGCGCGAGGCCAUGCGCAUGGGGUGA
Messenger RNA from Purpureocillium lilacinum, 1308 nucleotides. RefSeq names its product exopolyphosphatase. The record is from RefSeq and is a predicted model, not a curated record. Lineage: Eukaryota; Fungi; Ascomycota; Sordariomycetes; Hypocreales; Ophiocordycipitaceae. Gene Ontology annotation, cellular component: cytoplasm. Gene Ontology annotation, molecular function: exopolyphosphatase activity.